UCCCCGUCCCCUCUCCCGAACCGAUUCGGUUUGAGUGGUUUGUUUUGAUAUCGGAGUGAGAGCCGCUCCCCUUUUCCUUCCCGCCCCGCCAAGCCCUGUCUCCUGCCAAAGAUCGUCUUGGGAGGACUCGGCGCGAGGGCAUGAACGCGCCUCUUUGAACGGCCAGCAUGGAAGGAUCUAGCAGCGGCUCCAGUUUUGGAAUAGACACGAUUUUGUCUAAUCCCAGGUCCGGCAGCCCGGGCAUGAUGAACGGAGACUUUCGGGCGGCUCACAGCGAGGCCAGGGCGGCGGAUUUUCUCAGCCAGGCCACCCCGUCCCCUUGCUCGGAAAUAGACACGGUAGGGACAGCUCCCUCUUCGCCCAUCUCGGUCACGGCGGAGCAUCCGGACCAGCAUUUGGCGCAAGACUCUCUCCCUUCGCAGCAUCAUCAUCUUCAUCACGGCCAACAUCCGCAGCAGCAGCAGCAACAAAGUUUGCAGCAAUCGCCGCAACAGCCACAACAACAGCAACCGCACCAAUUAGGUUCGGGCAGCUCUGCCCCCAGGACUUCCACUUCUUCUUUUCUAAUUAAAGACAUUUUGGGAGACAGCAAACCUCUGGCGGCGUGUGCACCUUACACCACCAGCGUCUCCUCGCCCCAUCACACCCCGAAACAAGAGACCAACGCGGCGAACGAAAGCUUCAGGCCAAAACUCGAGCAAGACGACAGCAAAACCAAACUAGAUAAACGCGACGAUGCCCAGAACGAGCUGAAAUGCCACGGGACAAAGGAAGAAGGCGACCGUGAGAUUUCCAGCAGCCGGGACAGCCCCCCUGUGAGAGCCAAGAAGCCUCGCAAAGCGCGGACGGCCUUCUCCGACCAUCAGCUCAACCAGCUGGAGAGGAGCUUCGAGCGGCAGAAAUACCUGAGCGUCCAGGACCGCAUGGACUUGGCGGCGGCGCUCAACCUGACCGAUACCCAGGUCAAAACCUGGUACCAAAACCGGAGGACCAAGUGGAAGCGGCAGACGGCCGUGGGGCUGGAGCUGCUGGCCGAAGCCGGGAAUUAUUCGGCCCUGCAGAGGAUGUUCCCGUCGCCCUAUUUCUAUCACCCGAGCCUCCUGGGCAGCAUGGACAGCACCACGGCGGCCGCGGCCGCCGCGGCCAUGUACAGUAGCAUGUACCGGACUCCCCCAGCGCCUCACCCGCAGCUCCAGCGACCUUUGGUCCCCCGGGUACUGAUCCACGGCCUUGGACCCGGCGGGCAGCCGGCCCUCAACCCCUUGUCGAACCCCAUCCCGGGGACCCCGCACCCGCGGUGAAGGCGCCCCCCCGAGCCUCCCUCUCCUCUCCCCCCCCCGCAAGUCUAUCCAACAGAUUCUUUCCUCCCAUCACUUCCCCCUCACUUAAAAAA
Molecule: messenger RNA, 1393 nt
Organism: Pogona vitticeps (central bearded dragon)
Lineage: Eukaryota; Metazoa; Chordata; Lepidosauria; Squamata; Agamidae
Gene: BARHL2
Product: BarH like homeobox 2
Biological process (GO): regulation of transcription by RNA polymerase II
Cellular component (GO): nucleus
Molecular function (GO): DNA-binding transcription factor activity, RNA polymerase II-specific; RNA polymerase II transcription regulatory region sequence-specific DNA binding
Source: RefSeq, a predicted model, not a curated record